AUUCUUUUUAACCCAAAAAAACUCCUCAAAUCCCAAUCUCUCUCUCUCUCUCAGUCACCCUCUCACUGUUAGAUUUCAUCUCUUUCCAAAUGCCAUCUCUUAAAAGGAGAACCCAAGCUCCGAACCCGUUUCCAUCCGAGACCGGAUCCGAAUCGAAGCGUGAAGGAGGAGAGGAAGAUUACAGCGAUGCGUGUUGCGUGAAAUGCGGGUCGGGUCAGCACCCGGCGGAGCUUCUGCUCUGCGAUAAAUGCGACCGUGGGUUUCAUCUGUUUUGCCUCCGGCCGCCACUCUCCGCCGUCCCUAAAGGCCGCUGGUUUUGCCCGUCAUGCUCGAGUCACCAAAAUUUUGCAAAUUUCCCUCUAGUCCAAACCAAAAUAGUAGAUUUUUUCCGGAUUCAAAAGUGCUCAGGGUCUACAGAGAAGCUAAACUCAGAUUGUAGAAAGAGACGAAAGCGAACUGGCGUCGUGUCUUUCUCAAAGAAAAAAAGUAGGAAAUUGUUGCCCUUUAACCCGAGCGAGGACCCAACUAGGAGAUUGGAACAGAUGGCUUCUCUAGCUACAGCAUUAACAGCAACAGGGACUGAGUUCAGCAAUGAGUUGACUUAUAUCACUGGCAUGGCCCCAAAGUCAGCAAAUCGUGCUGCCCUUGAAAGAGAUGGAAUGCAGGUCUUGUCAAAGGACAAUAAAGAAACAUUGGAUCUCUGUAAGAACAUGAUGGAAAGAGGAGAAUGGCCGCCGCUCAUGGUUGUUUUUGAUCCACGAGAAGGAUACACUGUGGAAGCUGAUAGAAACAUAAGAGAUUUGACGAUAAUCACAGAGUAUGUUGGGGAUGUUGACUACCUAAAAAACCGUGAAAAUGACGAUGGUGACAGCAUAAUGACCCUCCUCACGGCCCAUGACCCUUCCAAGAGCCUCGUAAUUUGCCCUGAUAAGAGAAGCAACAUUGCCCGAUUUAUCAAUGGCAUCAAUAAUUACAUACCGAAUACUGAAAGUCAUACUAGUCCUGGACUUCUGUUAUUUGCAAACGACAUGCAAUCAUUAUUAUAGGUGGUGAAAUGAAAAGAGGCAUAAUGUUGGGGGCGGGAAAAAGAAGCAAAAUGUGAAAUGUUUGAGGUUUAAUGUUAAUGGCGAAAGUCGAGUUCUUUUGAUUGCAAGCAGAGACAUAAAAAAAGGAGAGAGACUGUACUAUGACUACAAUGGGUAUGAAAAUGAAUACCCUACCGAACACUUUGUCUGAGCUCAUUUUGGAUCCCUACUCAACCCAGACAUGUAAGAAGUUGGUCUUAACUCAGUAGUUCCAUUCAUAUGCACUUAGCUUAAUUAUAUUGGUCUCUUCCAUAGCUGCUGCAAAAGCUGCUAAAAAAUGUAGGUGCUUAUGUAUUCCUGAGGUUAGCCUAUCGUAUAAUCAAGUGCAGCCAUCUUAAUUUAACCACCUUGUUUUGAAUUUCUAGAAAAAUUUUCUGAAUUCGAUAUCCAUCUUGAUUAUUUUGUAAUUGAAAUUUUGAUGGUCCGAAUUAUAAAUUAUUGAUCUACGGUGAUGAGAAUGUCUUUAUGAUGUGGUGGUGGGA
This is a messenger RNA of Striga asiatica, 1567 nucleotides long. The record is from the annotation of a GenBank genome assembly. NCBI's taxonomy places the organism in Eukaryota, Viridiplantae, Streptophyta, Magnoliopsida, Lamiales, Orobanchaceae.